AUGAUGAGUUCUACAGAUACGUUCAAUGUUACAGGAGGUAUAAGUCUCAAGAUGGUCCGAGUGUCGGUGCCACAGUACACUCUGAGAGGAGACCCUGUGGAGUUGCUCUGUGAGUUUGAUCUUCAAGGAGACAGACUAUACUCUGUGUCCUGGUACAAGGACCAUGAUGAGUUCUACAGAUACGUUCCGAGAGGCAAUCCUCCCCAACACACGUACUAUAUAGACGGAAUAAAUGUCGAUCACCACAAGUCGGAUGCCCAGAAGGUAGUGAUAAGGAACGUGCCCCUGAGGUCCAGUGGUAUGUACAGAUGUGAAGUGUCUGCAGAAGCCCCAGCUUUCUCCUCUGUGCAUGGCGAGUCCAGGAUGAAUGUAGUAGCUCUGCCCCAGGACGGUCCUGAGAUCACAGGAGAAGAGCGCAACUAUCAAAUCGGAGACGAGAUCAACCUCAACUGUACUUCUGCCAAGUCAUUUCCUCCCGCUAGACUGCGCUGGUAUGUCAAUGACGAGCUGGUGGGGCCAGACUACGAGGCGGUGGUGCAGCAGCACGGGCUGAUGACUUCCACCGCAGGUCUGAGGUUCCAGGUGGGACCUGAACACUUCCACAAGGGCCGCCUCCAGGUCAGAUGUGUAGCGACCAUCUCCACCUCCACCGCCACCCCCACGGUCCCGGCACCCGCCCCCGUGCUACAACAUCAGCGUCUAUCCGCCUCCGGGCCUCCGCCAGCUCUGGACUACAACAGGGAGGCUCUGUUUUUCGUGAAAGGAGUCUCCAGCACUACAAGGUCGAGUGUGACAUUUCUGCUCAUGGUGACGUCAUUCUUUCUACUGGUCACGUGAUUAGAACUUGUUACGUAGCUUAUGUAAAUUGGUUCCCUUGUACUAAAUAAGUAAUGAUUGGUUUCAGCUAAAAUAUGCAAAAGCUAUCGAUCUAUUUAACUGGUUAACAUUUUACAAUGGCGAAUCUUAAAGACUUAAUAAAGCUGUAAAUAAUAACUGUAAAAUAUAUAAAUAUGUACUUGCUCUUAGCUUAGUUAGAGUAGAUUUAUAAGUGGUUUAUUGAGUCAAUGAUCUUGUAUAUAAAUAUUUUUUUUUGUACAAUGACAAAUUUCAUUGAAAGUACUAAGCAGCCCACUAUUGCUAUACUUUAAAAAACAUUAUUUAGUAGGAGGUACAGUAACAUUUUAAAACAUAAAGCAUUUUAAGUUCAUACAAAGCUUUGUAAAAUAUUUAAGACGUUCGGAUUCAAUAUGUUCAUUUUAAUGUCCCCAAACUAAUCUCCAAAGUCCGUUAAAUUUACUGUCAGUAAGUAUUACAAUCCUACUAUUAUUAAGGGACAAAAUAUCUAAUAUUAAAAACCAAGUAGGCUGCAACUAACUGCAUUGAAAAAAGUAUAAAUUCAAUCAUUGAAUAUUUAUGGCAUGAAUAUUAAAAAUUGUAAUAAUCAUUAAAUAUUUAAAUAAUCAAUGAAUGGGGGGAAAUUAUUGAAUAAAUAGUCUAAAUAAAAAUACUGUGUAUCCAAAAUCUAUAUUAAACUCAAAUAAUUUCAGUACUUCUGUGUUUUCUAAUUGUUUAUUAUACGUCUGGUAAAACUGCCAGCAUUACCUAUAUAACAAAUUAACAUUUCGUUGGGCAUAAUGAACUUUUAUA
Messenger RNA from Macrosteles quadrilineatus (aster leafhopper), 1647 nucleotides. RefSeq lists its product as uncharacterized. Lineage: Eukaryota; Metazoa; Arthropoda; Insecta; Hemiptera; Cicadellidae. The record is from RefSeq and is a predicted model, not a curated record. The transcript has 5 exons. The coding region runs from base 1 to 837 and encodes 278 amino acids.